AUGCUCCCCUUUGCCUUUGCUACCAGUAUACUUGCUGCAGUCGCCAUCGUGUAUGUCGGCUUGUUAAGAGCCCAGGUUCAGCAGAACCGCCACCAGCUUGUGGCCGCGGUGGGCGUGACACAACUUCUGACCCUUGCGCAGAUGCUGGCGGUGCUUCGGCGCUUCGGCAUCGCUUGGGGCGAGCCUUUUGCAAGCCUUCUGGCCUUCUUGGACAUCUUCAGCUUCGACUUCGAGAUGUUAUCCUUCAGUUGUGUUACCACGAUGGGACCUGUUGUCUCCUUCGCUGUCCGUGUGCUGAUGAUCCCCGGAAUUCUGCUGAGCACCGCGGUGGUCUCACUGGUUCACGCGGCCUUGCUCGCUGGCCCUUGCCGGUAUACUUCCAAGCUGAGCCUCGGGAUCCACUUCCGGCACCUCCUCAAAACCGCCGGGGCCCUCUUCAUGGUCCUGUUCAUCAUACUCUUCUCCAUGUUUUUGGCUCCUUUUCAGUGUCGCCUGCAUCCGAACGGACGCUACACGGUUCAAACCUAUGGGUCCGUGCACUGCGACGACGAGCAACACUACCAGAUGUUCGUCCUGGGAAUUCUCUCCUGCAGCCCAGGCAGCCUGCCUCUCCUGUAUCUGACAUUUUGCACUUGGCUGGUCGUGAUGGAGUUGCCCAGGCGACUCGCGAGAUCGGACACCGGUUUUCUACAGGACUGCUCCUUCUUGAUCAUUCGCUUUCGCACGGGUGCCGAGAUCUCCUCCGUUGCCUUCUUGAUCCGAAACGUGCUGGUGGUUCUGUCCCCUCUUCCCGUUGCGGUGUCAUCGAAGUUGCUGAUGAUGAGUCUGGUCUUGCUGUCGAACCUGGUACUUGUGGCCUACUUCCAGCCAUGGUCUUAA
Messenger RNA from Symbiodinium natans, 879 nucleotides. The record is from the annotation of a GenBank genome assembly. Lineage: Eukaryota; Dinophyceae; Suessiales; Symbiodiniaceae.